This is a messenger RNA of Rodentolepis nana, 2730 nucleotides long. Lineage: Eukaryota; Metazoa; Platyhelminthes; Cestoda; Cyclophyllidea; Hymenolepididae. The record is from the annotation of a GenBank genome assembly.
AUGUCCUCAUUUUUAAUUCUCAACUGUGUAUUUCUAAAAGAAUUGUGCGUUUAUCUCGAAAAUAUCGGUUUUUUUGUUGUAGAAAUGCUACCCCAUCUGAGUCCCCAAGCCUGGUCGGUAGUUGAGGAUAGCUGUCAGCUAGAUGUCGAGCCUCUCCCAAAGACGGUCGAUGACAUUCGAAACCUGAUUGAAAAUCAAAAUGGCAACUCUGAUGACAUUCCAGAUAUUGACUGCGAAGGCGCCAAUAAGGCUCUUCUUCGAGUUCGCGCGGGUGAAAUCGUCUACGUCUUGAGCAAGAAAGAUCCUGAACUCUGGAAAGUGGUGUCCCACUCAACUUGUCAAGUUGGAUACCUACCUCCAGAUAAUCUGAGAAUGAUCCCAACAGAAAGCUCUUCUCUCAAAUCUACUGGUAAAAGUCAACACCAAGGCUCCAAUGGUCAUACUGGUGGUACUCUAUCUCGAAUGCGUCUUCGAUUCAGUCGUCGUGAUGUCGCCUAUUACUUAUCGUGGGGUUUUUUUAUUUUUCCUUUAGAAUCGAAGAAUUCACCAAAAGGCGGGAGGAGAAUCAAUCGAGACUUGAUCUCCCUACCACAAAAUGAUUUCCGUCAUGUUGGACACGUUGGUGGGGAUGGAACCAUCUUCGGUGACGUUGGCUUCUCUUUGGACGAUGUGGAUGAGAGCAAUAAUAAGGAUCUGAGUCCGGCUGACAGUUGUAUGACCAUCGGAAGUGCUUCAGACAAGGAAAAUCCACGACUCUCUGACGCAACCCUUGGCGAACGAUCAAGUAGAAGAUCUUCUGCCGGAAUUAAAUCAGUAUCACCAACACGGAAUAUUUCAUCGACUGUGAACGGGACUAGCAACGGAAUUAAAGCAUCUUUGAGCUCUUCAUCAGUGAAUAAUAACCUGACUUCAUCGGCUGUUCCAUCGAAGCCUCCCUCCUCGUCUCCACCUCCUCCAACGAAUUCAGCUAUGGAUACUGGUUCUUGGUUCACUUCUGCGUCGACAGCCGAUGGUGGAGUUGAUGACCCUCAACCUUCGAUCCUUGAUAUGGGUUCCUCAUUCAUGGACGAAAUUUUCCAGUGUCUCUCUGCCAAGGCGGAUGUCUUGAACCUUCUUGAUUCUGCUACCACCGUUGCCAAAGCAGAGACAAAUCAAGCAGUAUCGACGACUGUUGAACCGAAUGUUACUGGCUCGAAGCCACCAAGACCACAGCAGCAGCAAACACUUCCUUCACAACCAGAGUUGGAAACCAAACGGAGAGAGGAGAAACAAACGUCGCCUUUGCCUCCUCCAGUACCGAAACCAGCUCGAAGUCGUGAGGUGACCCCGUUGGAAGAUUCCAACCGCAGUGUCACCAAUAUAGCAGGUUCUUCAAAACAUCUGAACGCUGAUCAGACCAAUAGCGAUUUAUAUGAACGCUCACAUUCAGUUGGAGUCAACGGUAACCCCAUGGGCAGCGGCACUUCCCUAAUCGACACCACCACCUCUUCCUUGCAUCGUGGUCGUGCUGAUAACACUCGUAGCUCCAAUAGCAAUGAAGGCACCCGCGAUGAUGGAACUAACAAUAGUACAAACGCUCGUUCGUUCAUGAACGCCACGAGCACUCUGACUCGGGCCUUCAGAAAAUCUAGCGCCUCACUCUCUCGCCGACCCGGCAAAGCCUCGUCAGCUUUCUCUCUUGAACAGUCCUCCUCAACCGACAAUCAAAUGCCACUUAUCAAAGGGCCUCUGGAAGGUGGCACGAGAGGAAAGUCGAAGAGGCCUGUCAUUAGUGGUCCCGUAAUUAUCAGCAAUCCAACGCCUGUAACUGGUGUCUCUGUGACGUCCGUUAUCUCCGAAGGAACAACCACUGGUGCAGUUUCCACUCCACCUUCCUCCUCUUCUCCCUCACUCCGCAGUGGAAAUAGUCGGGGAUCAUCCAUAACAGCUAUUUCCUCCCCUCUCUCACUGGGUCAAGGUUCUCAAAGAACUUCCGAAGGUCAGACAACCCCAGUAACCACCACGACUCCCUCAAUUUCGCCUGCACCCUCUACAAGCUCCCUGACCACUUCGAGCACUUCCUCAUCGAAUCUAGGACUCCAUCAGCACCACCCUACCUCAACAACGACCGGAAGAAUCUACGGCGGACCCCAUGCUACAACGACAAGUGCAGUUGGACUCCGUGCGUUGAGAGAUCGUGGUGAUUUAGUAUUCAGGGCUCCGGCCACGGUUGGUGGAGCAAGUAGACGAACGAGAGUUCAUCAGGGAGUGUCGGGAGGGGGAGAGUAUCAGUCAAGAUCUGGUGGUAUCACCUCUAGCGGCACGCUAGAUCGAAGAAUUCGACCACAGCUGCCCGUAUGUCCCGCCACAGUCACCUUACCGCGUCGAACAAACCACUUCGGUAUACGGGAUCGGAAUAAUGUAGACACGAAUGAGACCAAUGGGAACUCAGCCCGAAUAAGCUCGUAUUCAACGCGAGAACGUGUCAUUGAUCAGGUUGCAAGCAACUCCCUUCCUUGCCAAACGCCUUCUCUUGUUGCUCCAACUGUUCAGAGUGAUAACGCAAUCACUACCUCUCCUGCAAUAGAAAGUCAGGUUCAAAAGAAAGUGCCAUCCCCGACUUCUGAAGUUGAUUCUCCAACUGAACAAACGACGACCUCUUCAGGUGCUGGGUUGUCAGAUGAACUUCUGAGUUUCUGGGGCUCCGAAUUUGCCAGUCUUUUAGGAGGAAAUGCUUCCGCGGCGACUUAG